ACUUGACCUAGAAAAAAUAAUAACAAAAUUCAUCUGGAAGAACAAAAGGUCAAGAAUUUCAAGGGAACUAAUGAAAAAAAAAAUCAAAUAAAGGUGGCCUAGCUAUACUAGAUCUAAAAUUAUAUUAUAAAGCAGCAUUCCUCAAAACCUUUUCGUACUGGCUAAGAAGUAGACAAGUUGAUCAAUGGAAUAGAUCAGGCUCAUAGGACUAAAUGGCUAAUAACUAUAACAAUUUAAUGUCUGACAAACCCCAAAAUGCCAGCUUUUGGGAUAAAAAUUCACUAUUUGACAAAAAUUGUGGAAAAAUUGGAAACUAGUAUGGCAGAAACUAGGUAUUGCUCCAUACUUAACACGGUAUACCAAGACAAGGUCAAAAUGGGUUCAUGAUCUAGGCGUAAAGAAUGAUAUUAUAAAUAAAUUAGAAGAACAUAGCAUAGUUUACCUCUCAGACCUGUGGAGGAGAAAGGAAUUUGUGACCAAAAAAGAACUAGAGAUCAUUAUUGAUCACAAAAUAAUUUUGAUUGUAUUAAGUUAAAAAGAUUUUGUACAAACAAAACUAAUACAAGAUUAGAAAGGAAGCUAUAAACUGGGAAAACAUUUUUAUAUUCAAAAGUUCUGAUAAAGGCCUCAUUUCCAAAAUAUAUAGAGAAUUGACUCAAAUUUAUAAGAAAUCAAGCCAUUCUCCAGUUGAUAAAUGGUCAAAGAAUACAAACAGUUAAUUUUCAGAUGAAGAAAUUGAAACUAUUUUUAGUCAUAUGAAAAGGUGCUCUAAAUUACUGUUGAUUAGAGAAAUGCAAAUUAAUACAACUCUGCGAUAUCACUACACACCUGUCAGAUUGGCUAAGAUGACAGGAAAAGAUAAUGAUAAAUGUUGGGAUGUGGGAAAACUGGGACACUGAUACAUUGUUGAUGGAGUUGUGAAUGAAUCCAACCAUUCUGGAGAGCAAUUUUGAACUGCUCAAAAAGUUAUCAAACUUUUUUUGGGAUUAUAUCCCAAAAAGAUCAUAAAGGAGGGAAAGGAACCCAUAUGUGCAAAAAUGUUUGUGGCAGCCCUCUUUGUAGUGGGAAGAAACUUGAAACCGAGUGGAUGCCCAUCAAUUGGAAAAUGGCUAAAAAAUUAUGGUAUAUGAAUGUUAUGAAAUAUUAUUGUUCUAUAAGAAAUGACCAACAGGAUGAUUUCAGAGAGGCCUGGAGAAUACAUGAACUGAUGCUAAGUGAAAUGAGCAGAACCAGGAGAUCAUUAUAUACCACAACAAGACUAUACGAUGGUCGAUUCUGAUAGACAUGACUCUCUUCAAUAAUGAGACGAUUCAAACCAGUUUCAAUUGUCCAGUAAUAAAGAGAGCCAUCUACACCCAGAGAGAGGACUAUAGGAACUGAGUAUGGACUACAACAUAGCAUUUUCACUCUUUCUAUUAUUGUUUGCUUGCAUUUUUGUUUUCUUUCUCAGAGUUUUUUUUUUCUUUCUAGAUCCGAUUUUUCUUGUGCAGCAAGAUAACUGUAUGGAUAUGUAUACAUAUAUUGGAUUUAACAUGUAAUUUAACAUAUUUAACAUGUAUUGCACUACCUGCCAUCUAGGGGAAGGGGGUAGGAGGAAAGAGGGGAAAAUUUGGAAUAGAAGGGUUUUGCAAGGGUCAAUGUUGAAAAAAACUUUCCAUGCCUAUAUUUUGUAAAUAACAAGACAUAAUAAUAAAAAAAAUUUUUUUAAGUUGAGUAAGUAUAUAGUCAGUGAGCAAGUACCGACCUGCCUUUAAUCAUUUCAAGACACCUGAAGAUCUGGAAGCAUUUAGUGGAUUCCAAGCUCAAUAAGAAUCAUCCAUCAUCAAGAACCAUCAAUACAAGAUUCAGAAGAAGAUGUGGUUGAAACACCUGCAGUGUUUCAUGAUGAACAUACCCACCAGGAAAUAAAGGGCCACAAAACACUAGCAACUCCUGCAGUUCGCCGCCUUGCCAUGGAAAACAAUAUAAAACUGAGUGAAGUUGUUGGAACAGGAAAAGAUGGUAGAAUCCUUAAAGAAGAUAUUCUCAAUUAUUUGGCAAAGCAGACAGGAGCUAUUUUACCUCCAUCACCAAAAUCUGAAAUCAUGCCACCUUUACAAAAAACUGAAACAGUUCAGCCUAUACCUGUACCAGUGUUAAAACCUAAAGUAUUUACAGGCAAAGACAGAACAGAGCCCAUAACAGGCUUUGAGAAAACUAUGGUUAAAACUAUGACUGUGGCCCUGAAGAUUCCUCAUUUUGGUUAUUGUGAUGAGGUUGACCUUACUCAAUUGGUUAAGCUACGAGAAGAAUUAAAACCCAUAGCUUUGGCUCGUGGAAUUAAACUCUCCUUUAUGCCUUUUUUCUUAAAGGCUGCAUCUUUGGGAUUACUGCAAUUUCCUAUUCUCAAUGCUUCUGUAGAUGAAAACUGCCAGAAUAUAACAUAUAAGGCUUCUCACAAUAUUGGAAUUGCUAUGGAUACUCAACAAGGACUUAUUGUCCCCAAUGUGAAAAACGUUCAGCUCUGUAGUGUGUUUGAGAUUGCCAUUGAAUUAAAUCGUCUGCAGAAAUUGGGUUCCACAAACCAGCUGGGAACUGCUGAUAUCACAGGGGGAACAUUUACAUUGUCCAACAUUGGAUCAAUUGGUGGUACCUAUGCCAAACCAGUGAUAUUGCCACCAGAAGUAGCAAUUGGAGCUCUUGGAGCCAUAAAGGCUGUGCCUCGGUUUAAUGAGAAAGGUGAAGUAAUCAAAGCACAGAUAAUGAAUGUGAGCUGGUCUGCUGAUCAUAGAAUUAUUGAUGGUGCUACAAUGGCCCGCUUCUCUAAUUUAUGGAAAUCCUACUUGGAAAAUCCAGCUUCCAUGCUAUUGGAACUUAAAUAAACAUUGAUUUGAAACAUUUUUGAACUUUCUGGGCAUCAGAAGAAUGUAUAAAACCUAGCUAUGCUAGAACAUGUUCUUUUUUGAAGUUUGUAUUAUGUGAAAGAUUAUGUUACAUGACCAAUAUCCCACAGUAAAAUGCAAUCUCUCUUACCAUAUUGCACUUUUAAAUUUAAUUAGGCAGCUUUACUGUAAUUUUUUUUUAAAUGUCAAAUUUUAUAAAACAGAGUGUGAUGCAUAACAUCUUAAUUUUGUACUGAGAUAUUAAAUGUAAGGGAUGCUGGCAACAACAAGACUUAACAUUACUGAAUACUAACAUCUAUAUAUACUAUCUCAGUAUGAUAUUUUAAAACUGUAUCUUAAAGGUUGGGAAAAGGAAUUUAUAUUCAAUAAUAUUUAUUUGCCUAAUAUUAAUCAUACAAAUUAUUAAAUAAAGUGCACUUAUGUUUAUCUUUAAAGAUGUUUAAUAGACUUUUAUUACUCAGUAAUGUUAUCUUCAUUCCAAUAAAUGUCUCAUUCCUUACAAAAACACUACCUUUAUCUUAAAAGGGGGAAAACUGAGAUGACUUUAAAGAAAUCCUGAAAUUUAUUUUAUAACUCAUUUUCCACUAUCUUCCUUCUCUAUUUCUACAUAUAUGAUACUGAAGAAAGAAAAGAAACUGUGCUAACUGGGUCCACAACAAAUUUGUUAAACUGAUCUCAGCUGAGCAAUCACUAUGGCACAGCAACCCUUUUGUUCUCCUCUAAUCAAUUAUUGCACUCCCCAGUUUAGUUUUUCCAAUCUAACCUCUCUGAAAACUCUUCUUCCCACCCUUUCUGCUCUCCUUGUUUCUUGCCUUACUGGGAGAAGAAAUAUCUGCCAUAAGCUGCUGCUUCUUCCUUUUCACAUUUUAGGGAUUCUAGAAAAACUGGCUUACCAACCGAUGUGAGCUGCAUGGUCCAUCACUUGGCCACAAGUGUCUUUUUAAACUAUUGCUCUGUGCCUGGAAAGUCUUCUCUCCUCAUCUCUGCCUUUGAGAGACCAUGGCUUCCACUAGGACCUAGGUCUGCUGCUAUCUCCUAUGCAAAGACUUUCCCUUUUCUCCCUAGUUGUUGGUGCUCUUUCUUCUUCCAAAUUAUUUUGUGUUUUUUGUAAUCAUAUUGUAUCCCCAAGUAGUAUGGAAAUUCCUUUAGUGUAAGAACAAUUUCCCAGUUUCUGGUUUUUUUUUUAAUUCCCAAAUUGGUAUUCCCAAUUUCUACCACAAUGGCUUGCAUAUGAUACAAGUUGGAGCUUAAUAAAUGUUGAAUAACUAGUAAAUUCUUUAAAGAUUACUAUCUAGUUCUUGAUCCUUAUAAAAGCAUAAUUUGGAGCUUCUUUAUAUCAUCUCAAAGUUGCUAAUUUAAAGGAAUAAUUUUGAGAAAUUUGAUCAUUUCUUAUAUAAGAAAAUACUGUAGUCAUUCAUUUUACAUGUAGCAGCUUAUGCCUUUUCCCUCUAUUUGGGAUUUCACUGCCUUCUUUAUUGUCCCCUGCUGAACCAAAGAUAGUGUGAUGAUGUUAAGUCAGUCACUCAGUGCUUAUUACAAAGUGCUGACAAUAAGAAUUCAUUUUGUCUUGUUCUUAGAGGAAACUAAUAAGGGAAAGACAAAACAAGAACAAUUGAGAGUAGAACGAGAGCAAGUAGAAAAGACUUCUUAAUUGGAGAAUUCCUUGUCCCUAUGGAUUUUCAAGCAGACAUGUAGAUAAGCAAUUUGUGAGGGAUAUUUUAAAAAGGGCUGAUGCAUCAUUGACCUAAGUAACCUAUAAGGUCUUUUCCAACUCUGGAAUUCUAAGAUUUUAGAAUUUAAAGUAGGAUAUUAUUGAGCAAUCUAAUAGAUUCCCUCAGUAGCAUUUAAGGGAGCAUAAGCUAAUGUUGACUUAUAUUCAGAAAUACAAACUUAUUUUAAUGUUUUGCAGUUGCAUAUCAAGUGCCAAAUAUGUUGACUCAAAAUUUGUGAUAUACAAAGACAGGCUUCAUUCAUGGUCAUAUUAAAUUCAAAUUUUGAUUUAUAGUUGAAAUGAAAAUUUGUAAACCACUUUAAAAAAAUCUGAGCAUAAGAGGAGAGUUCACUUUCAAAUGUAUACAAAUAGAAUAGUUUUGCACUUAAUUCAUUAUUGAAAAGGAUAUUGUAUUGUAUUAAUUGAUUUAAAAGAAAAUUACAUGUAUCUUUUGGAAUGGGAUUUUUCAAUAAAAUUUUCAAUAAUC
Antechinus flavipes (yellow-footed antechinus) is the source of this 5080-nucleotide messenger RNA. It is a transcript of the gene DBT, whose product is annotated as dihydrolipoamide branched chain transacylase E2. Bases 1953 to 2861 code for a protein of 302 amino acids. Lineage: Eukaryota; Metazoa; Chordata; Mammalia; Dasyuromorphia; Dasyuridae. The record is from RefSeq and is a predicted model, not a curated record. Gene Ontology annotation, molecular function: acetyltransferase activity; lipoic acid binding. The transcript has 8 exons. Gene Ontology annotation, cellular component: cytoplasm; mitochondrion.